AUGAACCGUUCACGUAGCACAAACGCAACCGAAACCGUAACCACAACAACCACCACCAACCCAUACCACUCGGUGUCAGACCCGUGUUUAUCUUCUCACACAGAGCUUACAGAAGGUCGUCCUUCACGCAACAUGGUGGAGAUAAUCUUUCAUACAAGCUGGGGACCGAAGUCGUUUUCGGGUCGGGUUGAGAUGAUUUUCAAGGUUCAUAACGGUUCUCGAAUGGUUUCCCGGUUCGAGGAGUAUCAUGAAGCGGUGAAAACCCGGUCCGGUUCAGUUAACACAGGCUCAGAUGAUAAUCAUGAGGAGAAUGCACGGUAUAUUGCAGAUGGGAAUGAAGUGAUGAGGUUUCAUUGUUUAGGUCCCACUUCUGGCGAUGGUUCCUACAUGGAGCUAGUGUGGGGUAGUUUAUAA
Molecule: messenger RNA, 414 nt
Organism: Lathyrus sativus (Indian pea)
Lineage: Eukaryota; Viridiplantae; Streptophyta; Magnoliopsida; Fabales; Fabaceae
Source: the annotation of a GenBank genome assembly